Xenopus laevis (African clawed frog) is the source of this 7662-nucleotide messenger RNA. It is a transcript of the gene cobll1.L, whose product is annotated as cordon-bleu WH2 repeat protein like 1 L homeolog. Lineage: Eukaryota; Metazoa; Chordata; Amphibia; Anura; Pipidae. Bases 706 to 4581 code for a protein of 1291 amino acids. Gene Ontology annotation, molecular function: actin monomer binding. The record is from RefSeq and is a predicted model, not a curated record. The transcript is spliced from 15 exons.
UAUUGUUAACAGGUGUGUGCACAAUAUCCAGGUGUGUAUAGGCUUGUGUUGUUGAGAGUGUAGUGCAGUGUGCAUGCAGAAUACAGGUAAGUGUGUAAUAUACAGUGGGUGUGCUCGCUUGAGCUUAGUUUGUUUGUUUGGGUUGGAAGUUCAGUGAGAGGGAUCUUGUGAGUGUUACACAGCCUGGGUGUUUGUGUAUAGGAAGUGUGUCACUGUCAGUUUGUUAGUGUUCAGUAGCAUGUGUUUAUACAAGUAGUGUGUGUGUUUGCCAGUGUGUAGGCUCUGCCUGUUUGCUGUACAGGUGCUGCCCUCCCUCACUACUGUGCCCUCCCUCAAUCACUGCUCCUGUUGGACUUUGCCCCUCCCGACUGCCGCACAAAAGUCAGUGGGACACUAACACGGACACUAACACACACUCGGCUCCUGUGACCGGCGGCAGGGAAUGUGAAUGAGAGAGGGAGGCAGUUCUGUGCAACGAGAAGACUCGUCUCGUACUUAGUAACAUCAAGUUUCAACUUGAGCGCCCGACCCUCCUGCUGUGGCGCGCACAGUUAACUCCCAGGCCGGGCGAGGGGCGGGGAGAAGCGGGAGGCUGUGCCAGUGCGAGGGCACGAACAGAACAGCCUCUGUUUCCCAGGGAAUCGCAGAACACAAGCUUGUGUAAGGAAGACAGACCUUGUUGCAUGGUCAAGACACCACCAGGGAAUGGACGAUUCAGGGUCCUGGUCAGAGACUUCUAAUCCUGAAGGAACCUUGGCACUGUCUGGGAAGAAAGCCAAAGGCAAAGCUCCUCUUCCUCCAGGAGAAGGAAAAUACUCAGAAAAUUCCCCAUCAUUUGACUCGUCCGACAGCAAUCAUUUCAGCAUGGACCAGAAGGAAAACAUAAUUGAUCGAGACAUUGAGCUCACUGUAGUUCUUCCUGGGGAGAAGACAGCAAUGGCUAUGGUUCAUGGCAGCAAACCGAUGCUCGACCUGCUGAUAUUUCUGUGCGGACAGUAUCGUUUAAACCCAUCCUCCCACACUAUAGACUUGAUUUCGUCAGAGGGAAGCCAGAUCAAAUUCAAGCCAAACACCCCAAUUGGAAUGCUGGAAGUGGAAAGAGUGGUUUUAAAAUCCAAAAUUUCAGAUGACAAAAAUAAAAAACCCUUUCCUGCUGCACCAGAGCAAACAGUCCGAGUUGUGAUAAAUUACAGGAAAACACAGAAGACUGUUAUGAGAGUCAGCCCACAAGUUCCACUUCAUGAGUUUUUUCUCUCAAUCUGCAAUAAGUGUGAGUUUGAUCCUGUGCACACUGUGCUGCUAAAGGACCAUCAGUCACAAAGGCCCCUGGAUUUAACCAAGUCUUUAAAUGAUCUUGGUAUAAGAGAACUUUAUGCAGUAGAUCGCAGCAAAGCUACUUCUCCUUCAGAUGUGAAGCCCCCACCUUUGCAAGAAGCCUGCCAGAAUCUGGAAGCCAAGCCAAAUGAAGAUAAAGGGUUCUUCAAUUUUUUUCGCAGGAGUAAAAAGAAGCCAAGAGACCAAACUUCCAGCGCUCCAACAACCCCUCAGCUCAACAAAGCAAGACUAAAUGCAACACAAAGGACAAAUCCAGUUUUCAAGUCCUACGAUUCAAACACCAUGCCCUCUAUGCCCUCUGAGGUGCCAAAGAAAAGAAGGGCCCCGCUGCCACCUAUGCAUCCUCCCCAAAGUGCCCAAAACAGCAUAUCCCGUGGGCAAGUGCGGACUUCAUCUUGCAUUGUGAAAUCUACUAUUCAUGAAACCGAACAGGUUGUGCCAGGAAUCGAUAGAUCACGGACGGGUUCACUUCAACUUAGUGGGUCAUCUUCUUUUAAUUCCCCUCUAAGAAGGACAAAGCGCAAAGCUCCUCUGCCGCCAUCGCCACCACCAAAUUCCUCUCAAGAUGACAAUUAUGCGAAUGGCAAUGAAAAAGCACAAGUGUCUGAAGAGGUUAUUUAUGAGAGGAGGAUUUUAAGGGAAGAAAGCCAAGACACAACCGCUCCAGCAGUUGAUAUAAUCUCUGAGCCGCCUCUGGAAGAAAUUAAAGAAAAAGAAGAAACCAGUUUCAGUCACGAGGUAGAAAGCGUGCGAGAUAAAACAGAGGAUGUGUCUGUGUCAUCUGUAUCUACUGAUGUGAUGGGUGAUAUGACUGAGGGAUCAUGUCAUUCAGGAUCUGACUUGGCAAACGGCUCCAAAACCUCAGAAGAGGAAAUAAUGAUAAUCAGUAACAAGUCUUCUCCUGUCGAAGUUGAUGACUUAGCCGCUGGGAGUGCUACACUUGAAUAUGAUAGCAUGAGUCACAUUGGGAAUGGAGCAUCAAUCCAGACCACAGAAACGGAAGAUAAUAUCCAAGCAACUGACAUUAAAGUACUUCAUAUUGAAACUGAAGUGCAAGCACAACCUUACAUGGAGCAGAAUGAACGUAUGGUCACUGAUAUUCAGAAUAAUGCCACAAUUUCAGUUAUUGAAAUAGAAGGGACUUUGGAUCACAGUAGCCCAACAAAAGCCAAACUGCAGGAUUCUGCUGUUCAGACAGUAAGUUUCGACAGUGAUGUAGAAAUGAAUAGUAUAAAGGAAUCUUCACUGACCUCUGAGCCUUCUAUAGAGCAUUCACACAAGGACAUGGAAAUCAAUGGCCAGUCAUCCAUGCCACCUCAAGUUAUUCAUAAGCAUGUAGCGUUUUCCAUGGAAGCAUUACAGACACAGGAAGUUGAAAAUACCAGCAAGGAAAUCCCCAGUGCUAAAGAAAGUGUGCAGACACAAACUAUUGUUGAAACAGAAAAGAUGGUGGAGAGCCCAUUAAAAUCUCCAUCAAAAAGCCACCAGCUGUAUAUACAAGAUUCAGAGCCAAAACCUAAACCUUCCAAUGAAAUUACAAGAGACUACCUACCUAAAAUUGGAAUGACUACUUAUAAAAUAGUGCCGCAAAGAUCUUCUGAUGCCGAGACUGAUAACGCACAGGAUUCCAUAAACCAUGAUACGUUGGCUCAGCACGACAAAAGGUUGCAAAGCCCUAUAGGGACUAAGAGUGUGUCUCCUGUCCAAGCAGCAAGGGAAGCUUUCUUCAGCGAACUCUCUUCAGCAAUUAAAAAUGGAAGUCAUUCUCCUCAGCUGAGUGCAAAUAUAAAUCCUAUGAGCUUGACUCAUGUAAAUAACACUUCAACAAGUCAGAAAAGUCCAGGAUUAACAAGGAGCUUGUCGUCCGAACCUGUUUUAAAAUCAGAAAAAUCAAAUGUCCCAGAAACAAAAUCAGGUUCAGUUAAAGCCCCAAGUUCUUUCUAUUUGCAGAUGCAAAGGAGAGCUUCAAGUCUUUAUGUGACCUCCGCUGCUGCUAAAAUGUCAAAAUCAUCAAGCAGUCCUACCAAUAAUACAGUUGCUAACCUAGGAAAAGAUACUUUGCAAGCAACAAUAAAAACAUUACCUCCUAGUUCAGAGGUUGCACAGGUGACUUCGAAACGAGAUGAAAAUAUUUCUUAUGACAAGUCGCUAUUUGCUAAAAACAUAUCAUUGGAGAGAAAUUUAGAUCCUGCAGCUGCUUCGCAGUUAACAAGUAAAACAUCUUCUUCCAGUGAAGAUUUACAGCUGCCUUUACCAUCACUUGAUCUACACAAAGACAAGUUAACAAUUAAAGAAAUGGAGUCUGAAGUCCAAAGUCUUGGAGAGUAUUCCCAGCUGACACAAAAGCCUAGACUAGAUGUUCGAUUGCCUUCUAUAAGUGAAGAUGAACUGGCUAAAGACUUAACAGAAGCAAAAAAAGUUGAAACAGUUUCUGAAACCUACUCGGUGGCUACAAACAGGUGUAACACGUCUCAGAAUAUUACUGAAAUGGAUAAAACAUCAGACAUUAAAAGUGGAAGCUCUAUAGUUAAUGCUCAGGAAAAGCAUCUGGAAAGUCCUACAUUAAGUAGUAAGAAUAAAAGUGAGAAUUCUCUGUCUGCUGGAGUAAAAAAUGCUGAAGUUAAGACUGAGUCCUUAAAUGUAUUGCCAGAGGUGACCAAGCAUUUUGAUGUUGAUGACAUGUCCAGACACUAUGAGGACUCCCUAACAUCUAGUAGAACUGUGAGAUCACCAAGCUCUCCAACUGGCCCGGCUGUUACAAUGAGUUUGCAAAAAUUGAGGACUUUCGCCACCCCUCGACCAUUUUCAAGUAGUAAUUCUUCAUCUUUUGCUCCUACCAGUUCCUUAGCAAUUAGACGGUCACAGUCAUUUACUUCCAGUUCUGCACCAGUUAAGCAACCUUUAAAAUCUACUGGCUGGACCUCUGUUUCUCCAACUGAUGUGGAAUUCAGAAAUUACUCCUCUUUCUCUUCAGAAAAUCCACAGGAGCAAUCUGAAGAUCAGACACUAACCCCUGAAAUAAAAUACAAAGUGCAUAGCCCGCCACCACUUCUAGAGAAAAAGUCUACUGUAUCUUUUGAAAGUUCUGACCCAGAAUUCAUCCGGCAGAAUUUACUGACUGCCAUUCGCUCUGGAGAAGCUGCCGCUAACUUGAAAAGGGUUCCUGUCCCAUCCAAUACAAUAUCUAUAAACGGAAGAUCUACAAUGAGUCAUCCAGUUUUUUCCGAGACACAAGAAGAGCUCUAGAACUUGCCAAAAUCCAUCAUUCUGUGUCCAUGACUACUGCUGUUUUGAGUUAAAUGGAAGUGUAUGUUAGUAUAUUAUGCAAGGAUCUUCGUAAUGCUCUUGGACAGAGUUUUGGAACACAAAUAAUUUAUUUUAUGUUAAGAGGCCUGCAGGUGUCUUAUUGCUGAAGAUUUUAUUUUAGAGAUUAGUAAUUACUGUUCAUUUCAAACCUGCAUUUAUUAAAGGACACAUUCUAAAAUGAAAGUCGAUCUUAUGUCACAUAUAAAUAUAUAUAUAUAUAAAUACAAAUAAGUAUAAAUAAGUAAAUAUAUCCUACAUAGUUUAUUUUCAUUUACUGCCCUUUCUAUUCAUAAACUACAAUUCCAGGUAUGCUUAGCUGCUCUAAACACUGUCGCUGAACUGUAAUUACAGUAUAUUAAUGUGUUAUCAAGGGUUAAUGCAUUCUGGGAGCUGUCAGCUUUUUAUUUUUAAAGCAAUACUGCUCAGUAAAACUUUUCCCAUACAAGAAAAUCCCCAAAUGAGAGUCCCAGCUGAUCUAUGUAAAUAUGGUUCCAUGUUCUUUGUUACUGGAGCUAGUAGGUUUAUUUGUAAUUAAGCUCUUGCUUGUCAACUAUAGAGAACUAGGGGUGCAUUGGAGGGAUUAGAACCCUUUACACGAAACAGGGGUCACAAUGCUGUUUAAUUGUUCCAGCAUUAAUAAUAUGAUCAAAGAAUAGGGAGCAUGUAGAAUAUUGAAGGACCCUUGUGCAAAUGGGGUUUUGACCCAGUAGUGUUAGUAGUUAUGCCUGACAGUGUUACUUUAAAUAGCCAUCCUUGAUGUUGAUAGACAGCCUUCCAAACAUACUUUAACCUUUGAUAAUAUUUUUAGGAGUCUGGAAGUUUUGGUCUGUCAAUGUUUGGGUUACCCAUUUUGGACCACUGUUGUUCACAUUCCCUUUAUACAGACAAGCUCAGCCAAUUCAAAAAUCCUUUAAGAAGUUUCAAACUCAUUCACACUAAUGAUUCCAGCCUGAAGGGAGGUGUAGAAUUGUCAUGUCACCUGACAGCAGCAGUUCUAAUUAUCAUCUUAUGGUAACCUCAGGAAACUGCACUUAUUUCAAGGGAAAGUUACAUUCCAUAUGAUUUUUAGAAGUUUCCUUCUUUAAUAAUAAUAAUCUACUUUUCUACUUUAUAUUGCCUGUUGGGAUCGAUAGUUGUGGGUGCAGGGUUAAAUCAACAUGUAGUUUUCUUUCAAAAGAAUACGCACACCAAUCAUUUGUGAAUCAAACAAUUUUUAUUGUUUUUACACAGAUGCACACAAUAAAAACAGUUUGAUUCACAAACGAUUGGAGUGCGGGUUCUUUUGAAAGAAAAAAAAAAAAAUAUAUAUAUAUAUAUAUAUAUAUAUAUAUAUAUAUAUAUAUAUAUAUAUAUAAGAACAACUUUCAUUUCAGCAUUAAUGUUGUGUUACUAAAUUGUUUAAUGUUUUCCUAUAGAGAAUGUAAAAUGAAUGAUUUUUUUGUUUCUGAACAGUACAAAUGAUGUAAUAAUUUUUUUGAAAGCAACUGCUUGGUGAUCAAUGUAUAUAUUGUAACUGCCAUUUUUGCCUUCUCUGUUACAUGGUUAAAUUUAGCAAGUCUGCAAUUAGCAGUGUUGAAAUAAAAUAUUUAAAAUAACUUACAAUUAUAGUUAUGUUAGUAUUGGGGAAAAUUCUGAAUUUAUUUUGCAUUUAUUCCCAGGGGAUUAUCAAACAUUUAUUUAAACAUAUGUGAUUUCUUCUAUUACAUCCACACAAAUUUAAAAUAUUCUCUAGUAUUUCCAGUGCACAUCAUCCUUGUUUUGAGUCAGUGGUCGGCUCCUAAAGGAUUUAUAGAUCCAAGAGUUUUUUUUUUUUUUUUUACAUUUGAUUCAAUGGGGACAUUUCACCACCUAAACUAUGUCAUGAAAAAGUGCUUGUCUGAGCUGUUUGCAAUCUACAUUAUUUUGUUAUUACAGUUUACAUUGUUUUGGCCACAUUAGUAACAGAACUGAGCAGUAAGUGCCUAGACAAAACAGCAGAGGGCACACAAAUUCAUGAUAUUCUCAGUGUAAACCUCUUAAUGACAUGACAAGUAAAAAAGGUAAUUAAGAUAAAUUGUAAUAUUUUGUAUAGUUCACAUCACACUAAUACAGUAAUUUAAAUCAUAAUUAGAAUUAUUUUAAGCCAGUCCUCUGUAAUCUAUAGUCUAAGCACUGAAGAGAAACCUCUUUGUUACCCUGGCUCUGACUUUCACCUAUAAAAAGAAAACCUUAUUGAUAAGGCUAUAAAUAUAAGGAAAUCACUAUCCAUAUUCACUGAAAUGCUUUUCGUGCAGAUUUGAAUUUUUAAAUAUGAGUGAGGUUUUACUAUAUUGCUUUCUACAGCCAGGAUCUAGAUCUCAAAGAAAUAGCACCUCAAGUUGUAAACAUAGGUAUAGACAUAUAGAUAUCUAUAGAGGUUAAGUUAGGUGAAACAAUGACACCUCACAUUGGGAUCUGUGCAAAACUCUUUUUUUCAUAUUGUAUUAUUUCUCCAAAGGAAAUGGACAUAAACUCUCCUUAUAAAUGUAUAUAUUUUCUUAAGUCUUCAUCUUGGCAAAUAUUUCUCUUAUAACUCUUUACGGCACUGCUAUAAUUGUAUUGCCAUUAUCAAUGUUUUCAACUUUCUUUCCUUUCUUGCACUCUUACAUGGGCUAAUGGUGAUGUCGGAGCACAUGAUUGCAAUAUAUAUAUAUCUGUAUAAUGUUCUAGAAUGUAUUUUUAUUACAUUACAUUUUUCUAAUACUCUCAGUGCAUAUGAAAUGAUUCUUCCAUUGCCCAUUUUAUGUUGGAAUUAUUGUUCCCUUUGCAAGCUAACUAAAUACAAUUAUGGAAGAUGUUUGACCACAUGUCUCAUAAGCUGAACCAAAUCUACUGUACCUGUUGUACUGGAAUUCCCCUCUAACAGACCGUUGGAUCUGCCUCACCUUUUUCUUUCUUUAAAGAUUUAAUGCGCUGGAGCAUAUAGCAAUGUAUGUUAUCUUAAAUAAAAUGGUGUGGAGUAAUUGGUAUUUUCAAAUAAACUUGGUUAUAUACUAUUGUUAA